AACAGUGAAUCCAUCCGUAAGGAAGUCAUAGUGUCAACACCAUUUACCCGAGCAUUGAGGCUACUAUGGUCGUCCACAUCUGGAGUUUGAACAUUAGCAACAAAGACAUUUCUGCGCUCAAUCAAAGUGCAAAUGUCAGUUCAGGAGACCCCCUAGAGCCCCACGACGACACCCCACCUGGCCUGAGCCGGACUGGCCACACGGUGACAGCCGUCUGCCUCGGAAUCAUUCUGACGUUUGGAUGCCUGAACAACCUCUUUGUCCUGCUCAUCUUUGCGAGGUUUCGCUCACUGCGGACACCUAUAAACCUCAUUCUGCUCAACAUAAGUCUGAGUGACAUACUGGUUUGUUUAUUUGGGACUCCCUUCAGUUUCGCUUCCAGUCUCUAUGGGAAAUGGCUGUUGGGACAAUCCGGAUGCAAAUGGUACGCUUUCGCCAAUUCGCUUUUUGGAAUUGUGUCUCUGAUGUCUCUAUCUAUACUGUCAUACGAGCGUUAUGCCACCCUGCUGCGCCCCACCAAGGCAGACGUGUCUGACUUCCGCAGGGCCUGGCUUUGUGUGGCCGGAUCCUGGCUCUAUUCGCUGGUAUGGACUCUCCCACCAUUCCUGGGCUGGAGUAGCUAUGGACCUGAAGGACCCGGGACUACAUGCUCAGUGCAGUGGCACCUGCGCUCAACCAACAGCAUGUCAUACGUGAUGUGCUUGUUCAUCUUCUGUCUGGUUUUACCCCUGAUGCUCAUGAUCUUCUGCUAUGGCAAAAUCCUGUUCAUUAUCAAAGGGGUAACAAAAAUCAACCUGCUGACCGCACAGAGGAGAGAGAACCACAUUCUUCUAAUGGUUGUCACCAUGGUAUCCUGCUAUCUGCUGUGCUGGAUGCCUUAUGGGGUGGUAGCUCUGCUAGCUGCGUUUGGCAGGAGGGGACUGAUCACUCCUGUAACCAGUGUGGUGCCCUCAGUCCUGGCCAAGAGCAGCACUGUGGUCAACCCCGUAAUCUAUGUGCUUUUCAACAACCAGUUCUACAGGUGUUUCUUAGCAUUUCUGAAGUGUCAAAGUGAACCAUCUAUUCAUGGUCAGAACCCUCAGCACAGCAGCAAAGAAGAUCCCCAUGCUCUCAGGCCCUGUGAUGGGCCCUCAUUGCAUGGCAACAUCAAGGGCCUCCAGAAUAAAGAGCAGCACACUCUGUCCUUAGUGGUUCACUACACACCCUGACACUCUCAAAGACUUCUCAUGCUCUGUACAGCUCAGCGUUUAUAGUGUGCCGGGAUGGAAA
Molecule: messenger RNA, 1269 nt
Organism: Rhinichthys klamathensis goyatoka
Lineage: Eukaryota; Metazoa; Chordata; Actinopteri; Cypriniformes; Leuciscidae
Gene: tmtops3a
Product: teleost multiple tissue opsin 3a
Exons: 4
Coding region: 66-1208 (380 amino acids)
Biological process (GO): G protein-coupled receptor signaling pathway; visual perception
Cellular component (GO): photoreceptor outer segment; membrane
Molecular function (GO): G protein-coupled receptor activity
Source: RefSeq, a predicted model, not a curated record